GCAGAUUCUGAGAACCUUAAUCUUCAUUGCUCAUCGAUUGAGACAAACUCCGGAACAUAAGGAUUUGGAUAAAAAACGAUCGCUCUUGGGGAAAACUGAUGUUUAAACAUCAUGUCUCAAACGAGAGAUGUUAAUAACACUGAUAAUAAAGCGCUCGAGAAGUUGACAAAUGUGGUCCUGGGCCUAGAAAAGGCUUACUACGAUGGUGUUGGCGCUCUGAAGCUAGAACACAUGUACGGAUAUUGGGGCCUGCAGUUCAAUUUCCAGUUUGGGUACUUCUUCUACGCUUUACCUCCCGUUGUAACGAUCAGUAUGUUCGUCAUCUUCAAACGGAGAAAACUCCUAGGGGUGACACAGAGGUUCAUUUUAUGCAUCAUGGUUAUGGAUUUAUUCUACACCACGAUCUCGAGCAUCCGUGACAUCUUGUUGAGGGCUUUCCAGAUGCAUUAUGGGUUCAUGGAAUUUCGGGUUUGCUCGGAAAUCAUCGUCUCUUUUCGUGUACAAUUGUUUCUCCAUGUAACCUCUAUCUGGCUGAAAACCCUGAUGGCGCUACACCAGGUUCUAUUGAUAGGAUUCCCGUUCAAAGUAAAAAAACAUAAUCUAUCUGCUUACUUUAAAACCUUUAUUUUUGUCCACGGGAUCUUGUGUGUGUCAUUUUUCCUCUUUCUCAGCGCUCCAGUUUUCGAACCUGUUCCAUUGAUUCAGGAAUUCAGACCAGGCUAUGCUCUCAAAAAGAUCCUUGGCUGUAGAUAUUCUCACUCAAGAGUUGUCGCAGACAUCAAUAUUUCGUUAGAAGGGUUGGUAAUAACAUAUGCUCUUUAUAUCUACAACCAACUCCUUCCGUUUACUCUUCAUUGCAUUAUCAUUGUUGUCCUCGUUGUCCUUUUGACCAAACAAAUUCGGGUUCUUUUGGUUCUCUCUGGAAACAUCGCUAUCGAGCGAGUCAAAUACAUAUUGUUAAUGAAGGUAAACAUAGCUCUUGGAUUGUCUUUCGUGCUUCAGGAACUUCCAGUGAUUACUUUCACAAUGUACCAGUUUCUUUUCAACUCUGAUCGCCUAGAUAGCGACAAGACUGGUAUGCAAUAUCAAGGCUAUGUCACUGUUAUUAUGUCAAUUUCCUUCUGCAUUGGUAAACCCAUUGAUUUACUCAUCUACAGCAGCCUGAGUAAAGCUUUUAAGGAAGAGUUGAAACACUUGCUAUGGAGUUUGUUUAAACCCUGCAGGAGAAAUGUAAAGAUUGCAGAUAACAUUCGUAGUCGGUAACGGUGUCUUCCUUCCAAGAAACACGGAGGAAGUCAAAGGAACUGCUUCAAGUAAAGGGCAAGUGUGAUAUAAGGACACUUUAAACCCGAAACACACGCACACGCGUACGUGCUUCUAUGAUGAUGAACUUAAAAUGAUUGUUUUUGCAGUCUAUAUCUCCAGAUCUGAUUUACUGUUCUGUACUGUCUCUUUGUGUUACGUGUUUUGAAAUCACGUGAUUCUUAUAAAUAAAA
Magallana angulata is the source of this 1496-nucleotide messenger RNA. RefSeq lists its product as uncharacterized. The transcript has 2 exons. The record is from RefSeq and is a predicted model, not a curated record. Gene Ontology annotation, cellular component: membrane. NCBI's taxonomy places the organism in Eukaryota, Metazoa, Mollusca, Bivalvia, Ostreida, Ostreidae. Bases 112 to 1263 code for a protein of 383 amino acids.